Molecule: messenger RNA, 2265 nt
Organism: Rhodotorula graminis WP1
Lineage: Eukaryota; Fungi; Basidiomycota; Microbotryomycetes; Sporidiobolales; Sporidiobolaceae
Exons: 1
Coding region: 1-2154 (717 amino acids)
Source: RefSeq, a predicted model, not a curated record
AUGCUGUCACGCUCCACCAGGGCAAUCGCACGAGCGACCCCGCGCACCCGCACCUUCGCUCGCCCCUCGACCCCCGUCGUCGCCGCCGCCUCCUCAUCUCCCCACCUCGGACUCGCACCCUCGCCACGCCGCCACUACGCCCGCCCGCCCUCGUUCACCACCCCGCAAGAACCCGCACCCGCACCCCUCCCCGAACCAGGCCAAGAACCCGACCCAGCCGUGCCCCUCGCCCCGCUCCCGCCGACCAACCUCCCCGUCGAGGACUAUGCCUCGCCCCUCGUCCACACGGCCUCGUUCUUCGGCCAGCUGUUCCGCUACGCCGUGUACGGCUCGGUCGCCAUCGUCGCAUCCGCCGCCACCGCCCUCGUCGCCGUCCACCUCUACGUCGAGCACGUCGCCCUCGCCCCCUCGCUCAACCUCGACGACCCGGACGACUGGCUCGCAGAGCAGCCCGGCUGGUCCGGCCUCCACAUCGACAAGCGCGGCGGCACCGACCCACGCCUCGGCCUCCUCGCCCGCGCCGCCAUUCGCGGCGCCUACAUCGCCCAGACCUGGGGCGCCGGCAUGGUCGCCUCGCCCCUCUCGGCCGCCCCUUCCGCCGCCGCGAGCGCGAGCCCGUUCGCCGUCUCGCGCAUGGGCGGCGACAUGAUCGGCGCCAAGCACGACGCCGCCGCCGUCGUCGCCUCGCAGGGGCGCCAGGUCGGCGACGGCGGCUGGCUCCUCGCCGAGCAGUACCUCGCGUACGCCCUCGAGCGCGCAGCCCGUCGCGGCAUCGCGCUCGACGACAGCAGCCUCGCCGGCGCCGCGUGGGAGCGCCACGUCGACCAGGGCGGCGUCGACCGCGCCGCCGUCGAGCUCGAGGAGCGCCUCGCCGGCGUCCGCGAGCGCAUCGGCGGCCGCGCCCGCCUCGAGGCCGCCCGCGACGGCUGGGACCGCAUCUACCUCGCCCUGAGCGCGAGCCCGACGACCGACCCGCACCCGGACCGCGCCGCCGACCGCGCGUGGGAGGCCCGCGAGACGCUCGUCGCGACCCGCAAGCUCGGCGAGCUGAGCGCCCGCAUCGCCGACCUGUGGCAACCGGGCACCGACGAGCGCCGGGUCGAGAACGACCGCGCGCAGGGCUACUUUGUCGGCGGCCUCGUGCCUGUGCUCGCGCGCGACGGUGGGCACAGCCUCGAGGGCGACGCGCUCGACCAGCUCGUGCCCGCCGGCGCGCCGACGAUCCGCGAGCAGGCCAACAAGCACGCCUCGCCGUUGUCGUCCUUCUUCGGCUUCUGGUCGCGCUCGCACCCGCCCUCGUCGCCCUCCUCGACCUCGACCUCGACUGCCGACCUGUCGCCCGAGCUCUCGCACCUCGUCGCCCUCCUCUCGCGCACCUCGCCCUCGCGCGCCCUCUCGUCCCCGACCGCGUCCGACGCGCCAUCCGCUCGCGUCCUCGACCGCCCAGCGCCGCAGCGCGCCCUCGUCGCGAGCCUCGUCUCGCUCGAGACGUUCCUUGCGCGCCGCAGGGACGGCGACGUCGACGGAGCGUCGUCGUCAUCGUCGUCCGCAGCGGCGCCGACCGACGCAGCGCUCGCGAGUGCCCAGGCGCUGCAGCGCGCCGCGCUCGAGUACGCGCGCGCCCUCUCGCCCGCUCCCGCACCCUCCCCUUCUCUACCCUCCUCCUCGAGCGCCGCCCUCGUCGCGCCUCCCGCCCCGCCACGCGACACGCACACGCCCCUCGAGCCCGCACACGUCUCGCGCAGCCUCUCGCAGGCGUACCUCUCGACGCGCGUCGCCGCCCUCGAGGCGCACCUCGCCGAGUGCUCCCUCGCGCGCUCGGCGCUCGGCGCCUCGUCGUCUCGCGGCGGCGGCCUCUUUGGCGGCGGUAGCAAGAACAAGCCGGCGGCGGCGCCCGCACCGGGACCGGCCGACCUCUCGCUCGCGCACGGGCUCGUGCGCUCGGCGCUCGCGCGCGCCGAGCUCGCCGCCGACCAGAGCGCGGGCCUGCUCGCCGUCCUCGAGACGGAGCGUGGCGGCCGGGCCAAGGACCUCGAGCGCGCGUUUGGCGAGAGCUUGAAGCGCGCGAGGAGGGACGCCGAGAAGGUGAGGGAGCUCGGGAGGGGAUUGGCCGCGUUUGUCGACGGGCAGCAGCGGCGGCAGCAGAGCGCAUGAGUGUGACGAUGAGACGAGCAGGGUGAGCGAGGGAGGGCAGGGUGUACAUAGCUUUGCGGGCGAGACGAGCUUUCGCGGUGGGAACGUGCACGAGACUCUGAACCCGAACCG